AUGGAAAACAUCAGCGUGAGCGUGCGGGUCCGCCCGCUGAACAAGCAGGAGCAGAAUGAAGGGUUUACGUGGAGGAUCGAUGGCAACAGCAUGUACCAGAUCGACCUCGCCACGCGCGAGCCCGACCGCGCGCGCGACGCAAAGUACGCACUGGACCAUGUGUUCGGCCCCGGUGCGUCCACCGCCGACAUCUACCGCGUCACGACUCAGCACCUCAUCAGCAAGCUCGUCAGCGGCUUCAACAGCACAGUGUUUGCGUAUGGCCAGACCAGCAGCGGGAAAACAUACACGAUGCGCGGAUCGGCGGCCGACCCAGGCAUCAUCUCCCUGGCCGUGCGGGAGGUGUUUGCCCUCAUUGAGCAGACAGUCGACCGCGAGUUCCUGCUGCGCGUCUCAUACAUGGAGCUGUACAAUGAGGAGGUGAAUGACCUGCUCGCCCCAGAGAACCUGCGGCUGCCGAUCCACGAGAGCAAGGAGGCGGGCAUCUACGUGGCGGGCCUCAGGGAGGACAUUGUCACCUCGCCGGAGCAGGUUCUGCAGCUGCUGGAGACCGGGGAAGCCAACCGCCACGUCGGGUCGACGCGUAUGAACGAGGGCAGCAGCCGCUCGCACACUGUGUUCCGCAUGGUCAUCGAGAGCCGCAGCCGCUCCUGCGGCGAGCCCGAGGCCCCCCUGCCGCCGGAUGAGGCCGCGGGCGCCAUCCUGGUGUCCACGCUGACCCUGGUGGACCUUGCCGGCAGUGAGCGCGUCGCGAAGACGGGCGCGGAGGGGAUCCGGAUGAAGGAGGGCACGGCGAUCAACAGGAGCCUGCUGACGCUGGGGACAGUGAUCAACAAGCUGUCGGAGGGGGCACAGCUGUCGGGUGCCCACAUCCCCUAUCGCGACUCAAAGCUGACCCGGAUCCUCCAGCCCUCCCUUGGAGGCAACGCCAAGACGGCCAUCAUCUGCAACGUGACCCCCGCCGGCUGCCACACCGAGGAGUCCCACAGCACCCUCCGCUUCGCGUGCCGCGCCAAGCGCGUGGUCAACAACGCGGUGGUCAACGAGGUGCUGUCUGACGCGGCGGUGCUGAAGCGGCAGGCCAAGGAGAUCGAAGACCUCAAGAAGAGGCUGGAGGAGAGCGGCACCGCGGGCAGCAACUCCGAGGUGGAGGAGCAGAUGAUGCAGAUGCGGGCGCACAUGCUGCGCAUGGAGCAGGAGAAGGAGCUCAUGCGCGCAAAGCUGGAGGAGGAGGUGGCGGAGAGGGAGAAGGCGCAGAAGCAGGUUGAGGUGGCCAAGAAGAUCAUGUUUGGGCAGCAGCAGCAGCAGCAGCAACAACAGGACGCUGGCGGCGACGGCAGCGACGGCGCCGCCCCAGCGGGGCGCAAGGGGCGCAGCAGUCGGCGCGAGACUUGGUGCCCGGGGCGAUCGGGCUGGGAGCUACCGUUGCCAGAAUCUGCAGCUGGCCGCAAGCGGCCGGCCCCCAGCCUGAGCAAUAUGAUGGCGCCCAUGCUUGAGGAGGGGGAGGACGGCGACGGCGACGGCGCAGGCACCGGCGGCUUGAGGCGCGCGCAGCCGCGGCUGCGGGUCAGCGACGAGACCGACGCCCUGAUGCUGGAGGGCACUGAGGGCCUCAGCGAGCGUGGCCGCAAGUCGAGCGCCGGCAGCGCACUGAGGGCCAGCGCCGAGGGCGACACGUUGGCGCUCGGCGGCGGCGGGGGCGCGGCGGCGCGGCUGGCUGAGCUCGAGGAGCGACUGGCGGCGGCCGAGGCGCGCGGGGCCGAGGGCGACGAGCGGAUCAGCUCGCUGCAGCAACAGUUGGAGGAGCAGCGCGCGGCGGCGGAGCUGGCCGCCGCCGAGCGCGACGCGCUGGCGGCGGACAAGGAGCGGCUGGCGCCGGCGCUGGAGGAGGCGCGGUGGCAGGGGCGGCAGCUGGAGCGCAAGCUGCAGGAGGCGCAGGCCAGCAAGGAGGAGGGCACCGAGGCCGCAGCCGAGGCGCAGCGGGCGCUGGAGGAGCUGCGGCGCCUGAAGGAGGAGGCGCAGGAGUCUUUCAAGGAGCAGCUGGGCGCGGCGAACGACGCGAAGCAGUCCCUGAAGGACCAGCUGAAAGACCUGAAGGACGAGCUGCUGGACACAAGGGGCAAGCUCGACAUCGCCGAGCGCGCGCGCGCCGCGCUGGAGGCGCGCGAGGCCGCGCACGAGGGCGAGCGGCGCGAGGCGGCGGCGCGAGUCAAGGACGAGAGGGAGGAGGCGGAGCGCACGCGCAAGGCGCUGGAGGAGACGUCGGAGAAGCUGCGCGCCGCGGAGGAGCGGGCGGCGGAGGCGCAGGCCGGUGUCGCGCGGCUGCAGGCGCACGAGGCGGAGCUGCAGGCGGCGGUGGACAAGGCGACAGAGGCGGAGGCGCGCGCGUCGGAGGCGGAGGCCCGCAUGAAGGAGGCGCGGGAGCUGCUCGAGGCAGCCGAAAAGGCGGCGGCCGCCCUCUCGGAGGAGCUGGACGCCGCGCGCCGUGGCGCGGCCGAGGCGGCGGCCAAGGCGGCCGACGCGCACGCGCUGGAGGUGCAGCGGCUGGAGGUCGAGCGCAGCAAGGCGGAGGCCGCCCACGUGGAUGCGCUAUCUGCGCUGCGGACAGAGCUGCAGCAGGCCGUCGCGGCCGCGGAGGCGGCGCGCGGGGAGGCGACAGCCAAGCAGUCCGAGGUGGAGGCGGCGGCAGCGCGGACGGAGGAGGUGGCGGCCGAGUUGGAGGAGGCCCGCAGCCAGCUGGCCGAGAGCCUGGCGUGCGCAACCGCAGCUCGGGAGAACAUUGACGCACUCGAGCAGGCCGCCGAGGCGACCGCCGCCGAGCACGCGUCCGCGCUGGCGGCCGCGCAGGAGGUGCUGCGGUCGGCUCAGGAGGCCGCGGCGGCGGAGCUGGCGGCGGCGCGGGAGGCGGCGGCGGCGGAGCUGGCGGCGGUGCAGGAGGGCACCGCAGCGGCGCUGCAGCUCGAGCAGGAGGCGCGGCAAGCAGACGUGACCGCGCUGCAGGAGCAGCUCGAGCAAACCAAGGCUACCGCCCAAGCAGAGAGUGAGGAGCUGCGGUCGAGCCUCGACGCCACCAACUCCCUGCUGAUGAAGACCAUGGCGGCCGCCACGCAGCACGAGGCGGCGGCGGCGGAGGCGCUGGGCGCGAAGCAAAAGGAGAUCGACUCCGCGCAGGCGCGGCUGGCGGAGGCGGCGGGAAUCCUCAACAUCCGCGACGAGCUGCGAGAGGCCAGGGUCAAGCACAAGCAGGAGGUACAGGGGCUGCGGACCGAGCUGGCCAAGCUGCAGUCUGAGAGCAAGUCGGGCAUCAAGGGCAAGGAGACGGCGCAGAAGGACGUUGACGCACUCAAGAAGAAGGUGACCGACCUGGAGACCCGGCUGCGCGCCGCGACACAGGACAAGCAGACCGCCUUGCAGGACAAGGCCAACGUGGAGCGCCAGCUGAAGAGCAUCAACAGCCGCAGCACCCUGCUGGAGAAGAACCUGGAGAAGCAGGGCGCGCAGGCCGAGAAGCGGCGCGAGAGCAUCAUGGUCGGCCUAAGCAAGACGAAGGACGCACUGUCUGUGACCGAGGAGCGCGCCAAGCAGCUGUCGCUCGACCUGCAGCGCACGCAGAUGGAUCUCUUUGCAAAGACAAGCGAGUGCCAGGACCUUGAGGCGAGGCUGGGCGAGUCCCGCGCCUCGGCCUCGUCGCUGGCGGCCGAGAAGUCCAAGGUUGAGGCCAAGCUGUCCGAGGCGGAGGACCUGCUCGGGCGGAUCACCGAGGAGAGGGACGGCCUGAAGGAGCAAGUUGAGGAGCUGACCGCUCGCGUGGCCACGUUAGAGCAGACGUCGUCAGAGCUCAACACAGAGCUGCUCAACUUGAGGGAGGAGCACCAGCAGGUGUCGGCCGCGCGGGCGUCACAGGAGCAGGAGCUGGCGCAGACGCACGGCUCCCUGAAGGCGCUGAAGGCAGACAAGGGGGCGGUGGACGACGAGCUGGCCGGCCUGAAGGCCACGCACCAGGAGCUGCAGCAGCUGCACCAGCAGGCCUCUACCGACCUGGCCUCCACAAAGGCCGCCCUCUCGAAGAGCGAGGAGGCGCGCGUGCGUGCGGAGGGCCGCCUGCCUGAGAUUGAGGUGCUGCAGGGGCAGCUGACCUCGGCGCACGAGGAGCUCAGCGACGCGCGCUUCAGGGCUGAGGAGUUGCGCGCGGCGACGGCGGCCAGGGAGCAGCAGCUGGGCACCGACAAGCUGGCUCUGGAGCAGCAGGUGUCGUCUCUAACGGCGGCCUCCCAGCGGCUGGAGCGCGAGCUGGCGGCGGCGGCCGCAAAGGCGGGGCAGCAGGAGGGGCAGCUGAGGGACAUUUACGACCUGUGCAACUCGCAGCAAGGCAAGCUGCAGGCACUCAUGGAGGAGAAGCAGGAGGUGCAGACCGCCCUGGACAACGCCUCGGGGCUGGCGGAGGCGCUCAAGGGUCAGCUGGCGCAGGCGGAGGCGGCCGCGAGCGCAGCGCAGGACAAGGUGUCUGACCUGGCAGCCCAGCUGAGCCGCGAGGCCCAGGCCGCCGACGAGGCGCGCCGCGCGGCCGCGGCCAGCGCGGCUGAGGCGGCGGCGGCGCGCGCCAGCGGCGUAUCAGAGGUCGCGGCGUGGCAGGCUGAGUCGGCGCAGCGCAAGAAGGAGCACGAGGCCGCGCUGGCGGAGCUGCGGGGGCAGCUGGACGCGGCUGACCAGGAGCUGAAUGACAUGGCCUUCAAGGCGGACGAAGACAAGGCUGCGGCAGAGGAGAAGGUGGCAAAUCUGCAGGAGCAGCUCAAGGCCGCCCUGUUCAAGGCAGCUGCCCUUGAGGCGAAGCUGGCUUUGCCGCCGCCGCCGCUCUCGGACGAUGCCACGCCGAUCAAAGAGGCUCGAGGCGCCGCCGCGGCCGCGGAAGCCGAGGCGUCGGACCUGCGCGCGCGCGUGGCGGCGGCCCUGGAGGAUGCCGCGCACGCGGCGGCGCUGCGGGAGGAGUUGGAGGCGCUGAGGGGCCGCGCGGCGGCGCUCGAGGCUGCGGCCGCCGCUGAGCUGGAAGCGGCGGCCGCCGGCGCGGCGGCAGCGGAGGGGCUGCGGGCAGAGGUCGAGGCGGCGCGGCGCGGCACAGCGGAGGCGGCGGCGGCGGCCGCAGAGGAGGCAAGCGCGCUCCGCGCAGAGAUGGAGUUGCUGCGCCGCGCGGCGGCCGAGGGCGCCGCGGCGGCGGAGGGCCUGCGGGCGGAGGUCGCCUCGCUGACGCGGAGGCUAGCCGAGGCGGAGCGGCGGCGGGAGGAGCUCGACACUGAGCUGGCGGCGGCGGUUGCAGGGCUGCGCGAGGCGCGCGCCGCGCAGGAGGUGGCGCAGGCCGCUGCUGCGGCGGCGGAGCUGCGGCUGCAGCAGGCCGAGGCGGCCGCGGCCGCUGCUGCGCCUGCCGGCGGCGCCGCGGACGAUCUCACUGACGAGCUGCUUCGUCAGGACGGCAUGCAGCAGCAGGGCUCGGGCUCGUCGAGCCACGCCACGCGAAACGAGGGCGAAGCUGACCUGGCGGCGGCGCGCCGCGCGGCGGACGCCGCGGGCGAGGAGGCCGCGCGCCUGCGCGCGGCGCUGGCGGCGGCGGAGGAGCGGGAGCGGUCGACGGCCGAGGACGCGUCCGAGGCGCUGGCCGCCUCGGACGCGGCGAUCUCUGAGGCGCACGGCGAGAUCGCGCGGCUCAGGGAGGCGGCGCGGGCGGCCGAGGCGCAGGCAGCGGAGGCGGCCGAGGGGCGGCGGCGCGCGAGGGAGGAGCAGCCGCCAAUGUGCGUUGCCAGGCGCGACCCUGCUGCAUGA
Molecule: messenger RNA, 5811 nt
Organism: Monoraphidium neglectum
Lineage: Eukaryota; Viridiplantae; Chlorophyta; Chlorophyceae; Sphaeropleales; Selenastraceae
Product: centromeric protein E
Exons: 38
Coding region: 1-5811 (1936 amino acids)
Biological process (GO): microtubule-based movement
Molecular function (GO): ATP binding; microtubule motor activity; microtubule binding
Source: RefSeq, a predicted model, not a curated record